UUGAGAUUGGUAUCCUUUGUAGUUAUGGACAUUCCCGAGAGUGCUUCGUCAGUUGAUUCCAGAAUGGAAGUCAGAGAAGAGAAAGCUAGUGAAUCAAGCGGACAGUCUUCAUCAGAAGGUAAAACUUUUGUUCUAAAAAAAUGGAAUGCCCUAGCUAUAUGGUCCUGGGAUGUUGAAUGUGAUACGUGCGCUAUUUGUCGUGUUCAUUUGAUGGAGGAAUGCUUGAAGUGCCAGGCAGAAUCAGCUUCUGAAUGCGUUGUCGUUUGGGGAGAAUGUAACCACUCCUUUCAUAAUUGUUGUAUGAGCCAGUGGGUUCGGCAGAACAACAGAUGUCCUCUAUGUCAGCAGGACUGGAUGGUGCAACGAAUCGGUCAUUAA
This is a messenger RNA of Auanema sp. JU1783, 378 nucleotides long. Lineage: Eukaryota; Metazoa; Nematoda; Chromadorea; Rhabditida; Rhabditidae. The record is from the annotation of a GenBank genome assembly.